Toxorhynchites rutilus septentrionalis is the source of this 1977-nucleotide messenger RNA. It is a transcript of the gene NaPi-T, whose product is annotated as sialin. The record is from RefSeq and is a predicted model, not a curated record. Gene Ontology annotation, molecular function: transmembrane transporter activity. The coding region runs from base 230 to 1924 and encodes 564 amino acids. The transcript is spliced from 6 exons. Gene Ontology annotation, biological process: monoatomic anion transport; transmembrane transport. Gene Ontology annotation, cellular component: plasma membrane. NCBI's taxonomy places the organism in Eukaryota, Metazoa, Arthropoda, Insecta, Diptera, Culicidae.
CGCGCGUUGCCACGAGAGGCGCACUUAACGCCGGAGAAAAGACAGCAUUAAGUCGAAUGAGCUUCAAUUUAAGAAGAGCACGCUUGCGUGCGAUACCGUCGCAGUCGAUGGCCAGAAACAAGCAAGUGCUGUGCAGUGGUCGCAUCAUUCCGGCCAGUCUAGGUGAUAGAAUGAUACCGACUUCAACGGAGGAACUUAACUAAGUAGUAAGUAGUGAAUUGUGUGGCAGAUGAUGGAGAAAUUUUCUAGCCUCGCUAAGAUGGCUCGCGAACCGAGAAUGAACGCGCGGACAGUAUUAUGGUACUUAGUGUUUGUGGGAUUCGCGGUCAACUACAUGAUCAGAAUUAACAUGAAUAUCACCAUCGUAACCAUGGUGAAACAAACAGGCGGUAGGAGAGAAUCCCAGCAUGUCGCAUCGGAUAUGAGUGUCAGCGGAUUGAACUUCACGACAGUAUUACCCACGCAGCAGCAACAACCGAAGAUGUACGCUUGUUACGUAGAAAGAAACGAAUCCUGGACACCGAGUAAUCUGGAUGACGGCAGUUCCCUUGUGACAUCCCAACAGAUGCAGCCGAAGCUUCUAUCGCCGGAAAUAGUACUACUCAAAGCGCUGAAGUUUGACAUCAGCGAAAAAGGCUUCGAAUGGGACGAAUAUCAGCAGGGUCUAAUUCUGGGAGCGUUCUUCUGGAUCCACUGGAUAACGCAAGUUCCAGGUGGAGUUCUGGCGCGAAAAUAUGGAACGAAGAUGGUUUUCGGCGUCGCGAAUGCCAUCGGUUGCUGGCUGUGCUUUCUAAUGCCACUUGCUUCAUAUGUGGACUACCGGGUGUUGAUUUUCCUGAGGGUGAUCCAAGGGCUGAUUUGUGGGGUCGCAUGGCCAGCAAUGCAUCACAUGGCCGGUCAGUGGAUUCCGCCCAACGAACGUAGCAAAUUCGUCACAGCAUAUCUAGGUAGUUCCGUUGGCGUAGCACUCAACUUCCCUCUGUUCGGGUACAUCAUAUCCUGGACUUCCUGGGAGUACGUGUUUCACUUCUGUGGAAUCAUUGGUACGAUAUGGUACAUCGCGUGGAUUUAUAUGGUGUAUGAUUCCCCGGCGGAACAUCCACGAAUCCACCCGAAAGAACGAGACUACAUCGAGAGUUCGCUUGGUAUAACGGACAAAUCUAAGAUUCAAGAGCGGCAACAACGAACUCCGUGGAUGAAGAUGACAUUCUCCAAGGCGAUGUGGAUGAAUGUCAUUGCCCAGUGGUCUGGUAUCUGGGGAUUGUUCACGCUCAUGACACAGGCUCCGAGUUAUUUCAACUAUAUCCACGGCUGGGACAUAAAAAUGACAGGCAUCUUAUCCGGAAUUCCGCAUCUCGGCCGGAUGCUGUUCGCAUACUUCUUCUCGAUUGUGGGAGAUUACCUACUGCAGCGUAACCUCAUGUCCCGAACCAAUGUCCGCAAGAUCGGUGGUGUAUUCUGUUGUCUGAUAAACGGAAUAUUCGUAUUGGCGCUGGCCUACAGCGGGUGCAAUGCUACGCUGGCGAUUGUUUUCCUGACACUAGCCACCAUGGUGCACGGAGCUGUUUCCACAGGUCCUCUGGCGAACAUUAUCGAUAUGAGUCCCAAGUACGCAGGUAUCCUGCUCGGAAUUAGUGGAAUGAUUACCGUUGUUCCGGGUUUCGUCUCACCAAUCAUUGUCGGAUUGCUGACGCUAGGGAAUCAAACGGUUAAACAGUGGGAGUAUGUCUUCCUCAUAGCGGCCUCGAUGCUGAUAGUAAGUGGCAUUUUGUAUACGCUUUUCGCGGAUUCUACGCUACAAGCGUGGAAUUCUAUGGAGGAUACGGAUGCAUUGGAUGGAAAGGAGCUAGUCAAUUUGAAGGUUGAUGUUGAAGAUACAGUACAAAAUACAGAGAAAAAGGUUUCGCAAGAGAUAGAAAGAUGAAAUGAAACGAAUGUGCAGAAUUAGUGUAAUAAAUCGAAUCCUACUACUUUAAA